AUGCCCUCGUCGAAGGACAAAUACACGGAUCCCAAGUUGCGGGAUGAGGUGAAGGAAGAAGUGCAGCAAUCUGACAAGGGCGGGGCGCCUGGGCAAUGGUCUGCUCGCAAGGCUCAAUUCAUGGCCAAGGAGUACAAGAGCAGAGGAGGUGGCUACAAGACCGACAAAAAGGACCAGGACGAGUCGCAGAAGCAUCUGAGCAAGUGGACGGAAGAGGAGUGGCAGACCAAAGACGGUAGUGGGGAUGCUAAGCAGGACGAUGGCACCCGGAAGCGAUAUCUGCCCAAGAAAGCCUGGGAAGAAAUGAGCGAGAAAGAGAAGGACGAAACCGAGGAGGUGAAACAACAAGGCAGUAAGGCUGGCAAGCAGUAUGUGCCGAACACCUCUCGUGCAAGGUCUGCCAGGAAGAAAGCGAACGACGACGAGGAUGAAGCAUUCGAGAAGAAGAAAGAGCAGGAGAAGAACGAGGGAACCGGCAAACAGACACGGAGUAAAUCACGAAAAGCAGCUGCGGAAGAGCAGCCCAACGGCAAGCAAGAUUCCCCGCCCAAAAAGGCAGGUCAGAAACGUGUUCGCGGUACAGAGACGAAGGCGGAUGCAGAAGAGAAGCCACCCAACAAGAAACAGAAAGACAAUACGGAGUCUGUGAAAGGCAAGAACAAGGGUACAGGCGGCUCGAAGCCCAACACCUCACGUCCGCCGGCCAAACAGACCUCGAAGGCGAGCAUGCGGGACAAGAACCGAAAGGUGCAUUAG
Cladophialophora yegresii CBS 114405 is the source of this 756-nucleotide messenger RNA. RefSeq lists its product as uncharacterized. NCBI's taxonomy places the organism in Eukaryota, Fungi, Ascomycota, Eurotiomycetes, Chaetothyriales, Herpotrichiellaceae. Bases 1 to 756 code for a protein of 251 amino acids. The record is from RefSeq and is a predicted model, not a curated record. The transcript has 2 exons.